AUGACUAGUCAAAGGACAAUUCUACGAAUGAACGAACAAAUUGACAGACAGUGUCCAAUUUGUCAAUGUGAUAUGCUUUUGCCAGUUCCAAUUCCGGCAUGCAAUCACACAUUUUGUUAUCCAUGUUUGAAAGGUAAUAUUUUUUAAAUUUCCAGUUUCAAAAUCACAGGUUCUCAUUAUUUUUUAGGUGUUUCAAUGCAGAAUAUGGAUUGCCCAAUAUGCCGCGGACCAAUUGAUCAUGAUAGUAUUGUUCGAUACAAGCAACCAAACAUAGAUUUGAAAAUGCCAUGUCCAUUGGAUUCACCACAACCAAUCAGAACAAGACCAAAUAAUGGCGAUGGUUCGUUUUUCUCUCAAAAAAUGUGGUAUAUUUACUUUUUGCAGCGAAUCAAGUUGUUGUAAAAGAUGAACCAAUUGACGAAGAUGUGAAACCAGAUAUUAAUGCUCUUAGAGCUGGCACAAGUAAUAAUGCUGCUGUUGCUCAAAAUGUAGCACCACCACCAGCUCAAAACUACUGGCUUUAUCAAGGAAGAAGUCGCGGAUGGUGGAGAUUCGAUCCAAGAACUGAAAAAGACAUUGAAGAGGCUAGUUCGAACAACAUGCCAAUAACCGAGGUUCGAAUAUUUUUAUUAUCAAGAUUUCAAAAAAUUAAAAUAUUUAUAGGUUGUUAUCUGCGGCUCAAGAUACAUUAUUGAUUUCUCAAACUCUAUUCAAUAUCCAAAAGAUAAAGGAAUCAAUAUGAAAAGAAAUAUCAGGUAAAUAAUAGUUUCUAUUGAAUUACAUCAAAAAUAAAUUUAUUUCUAACUCAGACGUGUCACUUCUGCCGAAUUCGAUUCACUCCAUGUCAAAGGAAUCGCCGGUGUAUCAAAAUAA
Molecule: messenger RNA, 873 nt
Organism: Caenorhabditis angaria
Lineage: Eukaryota; Metazoa; Nematoda; Chromadorea; Rhabditida; Rhabditidae
Source: the annotation of a GenBank genome assembly